Micropterus dolomieu (smallmouth bass) is the source of this 822-nucleotide messenger RNA. RefSeq lists its product as uncharacterized. NCBI's taxonomy places the organism in Eukaryota, Metazoa, Chordata, Actinopteri, Centrarchiformes, Centrarchidae. The transcript is spliced from 2 exons. The coding region runs from base 9 to 713 and encodes 234 amino acids. The record is from RefSeq and is a predicted model, not a curated record. Gene Ontology annotation, cellular component: nucleus.
CCGUCUCAAUGGAGGAUCAAAGAAAAAGGAAAGGAAAUUCCACCGACAUUGAGAUACGAAAGUUAAUUGAGCUGUACAGUCAGCACAGACACACACUGACUGCCAAGCAAUCAAACUCAAUAACGAACAAGAAGAAACAAACAACAUGGAAACAGAUAACGGAGGCGAUUAACGAUUGCUCUGACUCCGGCUGCCUUCGGACAGAGAGCGAUGUGAGGAAAAAGUGGAAAGACCUCCUGAGCAAAGCAAAAAAAGAUUUGUCUUCAAAAAAACACCACCCGACCUGCGGGGGUCCUCCCCCAAAAACCUCCGUGUACAGUACCAUAAUUGUGGAUAUCUUUGGAGAGGAUUCCCCGGCUUUUAUUGUUUUGGUCGGUGCAGAAAGUGGCGGUACCGAUCUGGAAGAAACUGCUGUCUCUCCAGAGAUGGAUGUCGACCACUCAAGCGAGUGUGUGAAUUGUGAAGACUCGAUGGAGGCCCCAGUCACUCCACAAAAUACUCAUGAAGGCAGCAGCGGUGCACCGCCGAUGAAACGGAGGAGGAGGCUGGAAGAUCUGCAGCAGACACUUCUUGAAAAAGAAAUUGUUAGAGUGGAGGCUGAAACAAAGAAAUUACAGGCCGAGCAGGAAAAGCUGGAACUUGAAAAAAAAUAUAUCAUUAGAAAUACAGUUGCUCCAACAACAGAUAAGCAGGUCAUCUUCGCCUAUUUCUGAAGAGGAUGGGCGGUCUUUUGUAAUUCUGUAAAUAAGCCUAAUGGCAAAUUGUGUGCAAUGAAUCAAUGACAAUUAUAUGUAAAUUAAAAAAGAGUUUAUUAUAAACCUA